ACCGGCUGCGCGGCAACUGCAGCACGACCAUAUCGCGUUUCUUGACUGCGCCUAACCGAAACUCCACACCCGCGUGCUCUCUCCUUAUCUCCCGCACGACGCACACACGGGACAAGGCGUCGUCCACGACAGCAGAAUUGACUGUUGACCCGGUGGCCACCGUAUCCAGCGCACAUCGCACGACAUCGUCCGACGGUUAUCGCCAGUCCCAAAAACCGCAGCAAGGCUAUACGUUCGCCACAUCGCAGAACCAUUCGAACUUCUACGACCAUGCAGCACCAUUUUGAGGCGGCUCUUCUGGUGUGUGUCAUCGCACUUCUGGGGCAGUGUUCGGCCAUCUGGAAGUCCUGCAACGCGGACAACGGCCAAGUGCUGGACAUGAGGGUCACCCCCGGAGGCGAUCGGGAGGUGUACAUCCUCCGGAAAGGCACCAACGUGACCCUGAACAUCGAGUUCUGGUCCUCGGUGGACUCGGGCAGUGCCAAGGUCAGGGCCCACGGCAUGGUGAUGGGGGUGCCCAUCCCACUCAAGAUGCCCAACGAGGACGCCUGCGUGGACUGCGGCAUCAGCUGCCCCAUGCGAAACGGGGAGAAGUACCUCUACAAGCAGGGCUUCGAGGUGAAGGCGUCCUACCCCAAGAUGAGUGCGACCAUCAAGUGGGCCCUCGGAGACGACAAUGGUGGCACCGUGGCCUGCGUGCUAAUUCCCGUGGAAAUAGUGGACUAAGCGGAAUCUACCGAAGCUUCUGAGGACCCGAUCAGGACGUGAACCUUAUGUUGUCUCGUGCGUUUGAUAAAUGUGUGUGUCAACAAA
Ixodes scapularis (black-legged tick) is the source of this 813-nucleotide messenger RNA. RefSeq names its product NPC intracellular cholesterol transporter 2 homolog a. Gene Ontology annotation, biological process: sterol transport. The coding region runs from base 271 to 726 and encodes 151 amino acids. NCBI's taxonomy places the organism in Eukaryota, Metazoa, Arthropoda, Arachnida, Ixodida, Ixodidae. The record is from RefSeq and is a predicted model, not a curated record. Gene Ontology annotation, molecular function: sterol binding. The transcript has a single exon.